AUGGACACUUGCACGACACAGCAAGAGGCGAUCGCCAUUGUGAGUUUUGCCUGCCCUGCGCCAUUUCUGUGCGCAUGCUGCUGCUGCCGCUGCUGCUGCUGCUGCUGCUGCUUGCGUGGCAUUUGGUCGCCUGCUGACAGACACGUUGCUGAUCGCUUAUUGCAGGUGGGCAUUGCAUGCGAAUUUCCCUCCGGCAGGCACUCUGACCGAAACCUGGAUGCGGAUGCUUAUUGGAGCUUCCUGCGCGAAGGCAAGACUGCGUACGAGGAUAUCCCAAAUGCGCGCUUCAACGCCUCAGCAUGGCAUGGCAAGGGACCUGGAAAGGUCAUCACAUCGACGGCUUGCAUCAUGAAGCAUGCCGACAUGUUCGAUGCCGUCCAAUUUCACGUCUCUUCCGCCGAUGCCAGGGCGAUGACGGUGAGCACGCGCAAGCUCAUCGAGCUCAGUCACGUCGCGCUGCAGGAUGCUGGCAUCGAGCAUCGUGCAAGACCGGUGGGCGUGUACGCCGCUGGCGUCACCUACGACAUUCUCGCCAAUUCUGAUCACGACGAAUUUGAUGCUGCCGGAAGCGUUGCUGGCUACCCGAACGCUAUUGCCAAUCGGAUCUCCUUGGCACUCGACCUGCAUGGCCCCUCCAUUCCCAUCGACAAUGCCUGCUCCAGCACACUCACCGCCCUGCAUCUGGCUUUGCAAGGUUUGCGCUCUGGCGAUUGCGAGAGCGCACUGGUUGCCGGCUGUCAAUUCAACUCUCGGUGCGUGCCUCACUUGGCAUCUGAUCUCGUCUCGCGUUGAAGAUGGUGCCGCUGACCCUGCUCGAGACGGCAAUCUUGUGUGCCUGUGCGGCGCCUUAAGGAUCGAGGAGUUCAUACAGCUCACGCAAGCCCAAGUGCUAUCGCCGGACGGCAUGUGCAAGCCAUUUGAUGCAGAUGCAGACGGCUUUGGCAAGUCUGAUGGAGCAGCAGUCGUCUGUCUCAAGCCCUUGUCUGCAGCAAUCAGGGACGGCGAUCACGUCUAUGCCCAAAUUCUUGGAAGCGCAUUGACCACCAAUGGCGCUGCAGUCACAGUCAACGCCCCCUCUGCAGCUCAUCAAAAGGCAGCGAUAGAGCGAGCAUACUUGCAAGCUGGUCGCGAUCCGGCCGAGUGUGAUUACGCAGAGCUACACGCGACGGGCACAGCUGUGGGCGAUCCAAUCGAAGCGAAUGCUGUGGGAGAAGUGUUGGGAAGAAAUAGGAUGGGAAGACCGCUGGUGCUUGGCAGUGUCAAGGGGAAUAUGGGGUGAGUCGUGGGUGCUUUUCCAUCCACAGAAACAUCAUUCGUCGUGUGCUGAUUUGUGCUUCUUACUGCGCCGGCCGGGCCACGGCUACGCAUCAGACAUUUGGAGAACACGGCAUUUCUGGCGUCGCUACUCAAGUGCAUCUACAUGCUAAGAGAUCGCGUCAUUCCACCUCAGGCCAACCUGAAGAGGUUGAACCCGCGCAUCGACUGGCGGAGACAUAAUAUGCGGCUUGCUGUGCCAAACGAGCAGCUCGAAGGCGGCGAACAGCCCCUCAUUUCGCUUUCUAGCUUUGGUAUUGGAGGCACAAACGGCCAUGUGGUUGUGCAAGCUCAUGCACAGGGCUCCCAAGACGAGAGCGAAGCGCUCGCUGACGCAUCGGCAGCUCAAGACGAGAUUAACUUCAUGGAGGAGCCAGUCUUGCUGAUAUUGGGCGCCCUCUCACCCAAGGCUUUUCACAAGAUCAUCGCGGGGCUCAAGGAGCAGCUGAGCGAAGCGAGCGCUGCCAGCACACGAGACAUGCUGCCGUGGAAGGAUGUGAGCUCUCUGACGACAAGAUUAGCUCGGCAAGCGCGGCAAUGCACAUGGAGGGCGAGCAAAGUCGUACAGCUGGCGGAUCUUUGCUCAGGCGACUGGAAAGUGUCCAUGCCGGAACCUGUACUGGUGCCUCGAAUCCCUGCUCCUCUUGUUCUAGUCUUUUCAGGUCAGGGUCCUCAACAUUGGCGCAUGGGCUACGAUCUAUUCAGGCGAUUCAGGCACUUCCGCCAAACUGCUCUCGAGCUCGACGAGGUGCAUCGCUCCAUGACAGGCAUCUCCCUGAUUCACGACGUCGGCCUUUUCGAUUCGCAGCAAAGUGCCAAGGCGGAGCAGCUUGCCGCAAUUGAAUGGCCGGCCCGCCUAAUCUUCCCUUCUCUGACCCUCUUUCAAUGCGCACUCUUCGACACUCUGGUCGCCAUUUUGGGCAGACAGCCCGACGUUGUGGUCGGACACUCGGCAGGAGAAGCAGCUGUGCUGUACGCCUCUGGCUCCGCGACGCGGCAGCUGGCCAUGCAGGUUGCAGUGCUCAGAGGGCGCCACAUGUCUGCCGCGGAAACGCUCGGCGCUGGUAUGUUAGCGCUAGCUUGCGAUGAGAGGACUGCUUUGGGGCUCGUCGAAGCUGUAUCAGGUUCCCCCAAAGGCGAAAGCGAAAGCGUGGGACUGAGUGUCGCCGCCUACAACUCUGCCACCGCCGUAGCGCUCUCUGGGCCUCGGGUCGCGCUGGAACUUGUGGCGCAAGAGGCAGCAAAGCGAAGCAUUCGAGCCAAUGUCCUGCGCACAAAAGUGCCUUCUCAUUCGUCCUGGAUGGAAAUCUGCAAAGAAGAAUUCUUGGCUGAAGCUCGAGUUCUCUUUGCAAAUGAAGCUGCCUGCUUCCGGCGCCCGCAGAUCAAAACCUUCUCCUCCGUCACUGCCUCGCCGAUGCUGGACAGCUUCAGCGUGGAAUAUCUGUGGCAAAAUAUUCGCCAGCCCGUCCAAUUUCACCAGGCCAUCUCCGCGAUCGGUCGGAUGCAUCCAGGCGCAACCUUCUUCGAGAUCAGCCCACAUCCAGUCCUGCUUCCCUACGUUGCAGAGUCUGUAGCAGGAUCUGCGACACUGGCAAGUGCGCGCCGGCCCGACAAGCAGGGCCGUUCCCUCGAGGUAAAGACGUUCAUGGACUCGAUCGGCAGACUUUGCACUCAGGGGCAUGGCAGCCUCCGAAGCGAGCAUUUGACGUGGGGCAUUUCCGCCACCAGAAGCCGAGACGUAUUUCCAGCCAUGCCCUACCCAUUCGAGCGACAAGCCUUUCCGAUCUAUGCUGAACACGCUUCGCAGCGUCGCAAGCUGUUCCAGAGUCAGGGUCCACUCUGCCAUCCUCGCUUGCGAAUGAGCAGAGCGACCCAUCCGCUGUUGGCGGAACACGUAGUCCAAGGAGAGCCAAUCGUUCCGGCAGCCGCCUUUCUCGAAAUGGCUUUGGAGUUCGGAGCGAACACAUUGUAUCGAUGCUCUUUUGCGUCCAUGCUCAGCAUCCCACGAGAUCGACCCUCCACGAUCGAAGUCAGCUUGGAUGGGGCCAGGUGGGCUGUGAGAACUCAGCGCCCCGCAUUAGGCCAUCGACUAGACGCAGGAUCCGAGUGGGACGCCCUGCAAGGUGGUCCGUUCAACGUCGUGCAUGCACAAGGUUUCCUUUCGCGCGCGCCGCACACGUCGAGCGGAGGCGCCGUGGUAGAGAAGGUGGACCUGCAGGCUCUUCGCUCGACUCUUGAUGUUGGUGAUAUCAAGGCGCUAUAUGAGCGAGGAUGGAACCACACCAUGAGCUACGGUCCACGCUUCAGGCGCAUGCAGAAGCUUUGGGUGGGCAAUGACGAUGUUCUUGCGGUGAUUGACGGUGCCGGGGAUGAACAGGUGAUGCAGGAUGGCUACGUCACGAGUCCAGCUGUGGUGGAUUGCGCCCUUCACCCGCUCCUGCAUUUCGUCGUCGGCAAGAAUGGGCUGGCCAGUCCGCCUUCUGCUUAUUACCUUCCAUCAUCUGUCGAACGCGUAUUGCUGCAUCCUGCCUAUUCGGAGGGUCAGAGGGACAUGCGAUCGGAUGUGGCGAGUUGGUCGCAUUUGGUGAGCUGGCGUCUGGAUCACUUUAUUGCGGACCUCUGCAUCCUGGCUCUCGAUGGUACACCUUUGAUCACCUUCGAAGGGCUCAAGCUGGCGCGUCAUAGCGCAGUUUCAGCAAGUCCGGAGCAAGCUCAUGAAAUGGUAUGGAUGCCACUAGCAUCUGCUCCUGAGCGAACAAAGACAGAGCGAAAGGAAGAGAUUGUGUUUCGCUUGCCUACAUCGACUCGGGGUCUUUCGGAGGAAGAAGCUGCGAUGCUGGACAACAAGGCGCGCAGCGUUGGUCGGAGGAUUUUGUCGCGCAGAACGCCCGAUGAGCUGGUGAGUAGGCCUGCCCUUAGAGUUGACCUGCGUGCAGCCAACAAAGACCAAUCACACCAUUUCGUACUCGCUAGUUUAAACUUGGUGUCCGCGCCUCUGUCUUGUUGGAGGCGACUCACACGGCCACCCUCACUCCGACGCUUGGAAUCACUCAGACACUCGAAGCGAAUCUCAGUAGUCGGUACUACGUACACGCAGACGCACUCGAGCUUCUAGAACACUUUGUGGAUUCGCACGAAGAUGGCGAGGUGAGCUCAGAUCGCGCUUUGUGGUCCUGUUCUGUGGAUACUAACUAUGAACGUGCCCUUUCCCCAACGUGACUAGCGAUCUUUCCAGACAUAUCUUUCUCAUCCUGUCAUACGGAGGCACCUCGCGGCAGAGGCCGAAGAGGCGAGCGUAGAAGAUGUACAGCGCUGCCUGGAAGACCUGCUAGAUCAGUUUGAGGCUGCCGGGCGGCGCUCCAUCCGUAUUCUAGAGAUUGGCUGCAACAACGGAGAGCUGACAUUGCCGUUGUGCAAAUUGCUCACGAGACGUCAGCCAUCCUCUGCGUCCGUCGUCGCACUGACCAUUACAGACGAGUCUGCACAGCGCGCUUCUACAACCCAUUCCGCAACCACCUGGGAGUAUGCUGUCGCCUCGCCGUUCAACCCGUUCCAGCCAGUCUUUGAACAGCCACAGCUCGAGCCAGGGUCCUUUGACGUUGUGGUUGGCUUUGAACCUGCGGCGCUCAGCGGAGGAUCAAUGGAAAGCCGCUGGUUGGAGAUUUCUGCGCUAAAAAACCUCCAGCUCUUGCUGGCUCCCGGAGGACAUCUCGUCCUGCUGGCUCCCGAUCCAGCUCGGGGGCGCACCAUCAAGCCGAAUGCUCCGGGUAGCGUGUUUCGGGACGUGCUUUCCGCCGUCCUUUCUUCCCAGGCUCCGUCGCGCUCCCCGGACGGCGUUUCGCCGCUGCCGCUGGCGGGUCAGGGCGUGCCAAGUUUGCUCGAAGACGUCGAAGGCUACACGAAAUCCACUACGCUGGAUGCGCGCACAGGAACUCCGUCUCGCAACACCCCGUAUCAGUUGCAUAUCGCACAAAAGGCAGACAUUCCCCAGCCUUUGGCACAGGUGGACUCGUACGCCUAUAGUAUGGGCGAGGAAAUGGCGUUACGGCGCAAAUUGGAAUCGUCCGAAACUUCCAGGAAGUCGCCACUGUGGAUUACAACCACCAACGUACUCGACUUUGGUGCAGCCGUCGGUAUCGCCAGGUGCCUGCGCGCUGAACGGCCCGAUAUCCACCUUUCAGUGACGCAAAUCCCGUCAGAGUGGACCGAGCAGGCUGGCAAGGAUGCUCUGCAGCGCCUCGCUGCCAAUGCAGUCAGCGGCACCGAGAUUCAGCUCGAUGCGGACGGAAUAGCACAUGUUCCGGCUCUCGUCGCUAAUCCGACACCCUUACCGGGAAGACUUCGCACUGCAUCGAUCGCGACGAGCACUGUGCGCUCACCCGCGGUCAAACCAGUGUGGACGGACCGGCGUCUUACUCUUUUGCGCGACGACGCCCAUGUUCCUGCUCACUACAGCGCGGCGUCAAGCCAUGAAGACCAUGUCGUCUUUGACGACUCCAUUGCGAAAAGCCGCGCAGUGAUCGGAAUAGCGUCUGUUGCUCGCACGAUGCAUGCGUGGACAGGUGGAUUGACACUGCCAAGUCAAAGACCCCGCGUUCUGCUACUCGACGAUGGAUCGCCGGAGGCUCUCGGUGCGAAGUGGGCUCUCCGGAUGGCAUGCGAUGAAAAUCAAAUACACGUGUGCGCGAUUCCCGCGCACGCUGACGAGGUGGCUCUAGUGUGGGAGAUCAGCAGCGAAGUGGACGGUGCAACGUUCGAUAUGAUUCUUGCUGGGUCGAUGACCAGAGAGCUGAGCCAGAUUGCGGAAGAGGUCCUGCUUUCGAGAGGUGCAACCAUCUAUCCCUGGAACGAGCGAGAUGCUGGCCUCGCUUUCGACCUUUUCGCCCGCUCGCCAAUGGUACACGCUACCCUCGCUGACUUUGUGGCUCGCCACGGGUGGCUACCGACAGAUAUUACGCCUGCUCCCUCGGGUGUCCUUGGCCACUUAGACGCUGGGCACCAGCUCUCUGGGGAAGGCCUGUUCGAUGCCUCGAAAGCAUACAUCCUCAUUGGGGGAGUCGGCGGUCUCGGUGUUGAGCUGGCCGCUUGGAUGGUGAGGCAAGGGGCAAAGCACAUCCUCCUCACCUCGCGCUCUGGCCACGAGUAUUUCCGCUCGACGGACGACGAGAACGUCCGCGCGAGGCGCACCCUCGGUGCCAUGCGCUCCGAGCAGGGCACCCGCAUCGACGUCGUAGCUUCAGAUGCCACGGACGAGACAGCAAUGCGUUCGGCAAUAUCUUCAAUCACCUCGGAAGGCAUCACCAUUGGGGGCGUCGUCGUCAUGCCAGUGGUCUUGAACGAUGCCCUCUUCGAGUCUCAGACCUCAGAGUCCUUUCAGAAUAUGUUCAACAUCAAGUUGCGGCCACUUUUGAACUUGGAAAAGGUUUGCGAUCUGGGAAAGGUAGAUUUCGUCGCCUUUUUCUCUUCGGUUGCUGCUCUGGUUGGCAAUCCGGGUCAGAGCAAUUACGUUGCGUGAGUAAACCUCUUUAUCUCGCAAGCGGAGUCUGAAUAUGAAUGGGCGAUAACGGGCGAUCGACUAAUGACCCUUGUUCACCCUGGCAGUGCCAACAUGGCUGGAGAGGCUUUUGUGCGCAGGCAUCGCUCGGCGUUUGCGAUUGCCGUUCCAGGCAUUUCGGACGUCGGAGUCCUUGCUCGUCACGUCGGAAAGAGCUCGAGACUAGCUGACUUGAUUAGCUUGAGCAUGACGGCUGAAGGUGAGGCGGCCCGCUGUUGCUUUCACUAGCCACAGGUAGAUGCUGACACAAAUCCCGUCUAUUGUAGCCUUCUUUCAAAGCUUUGGCGAUGCUGUCAAACGCUCCAGGAAGCGCAACGUUGAUUUGUACAUUCCCGACCUCGCUUGGCCAGCGACGCGCUCUGCUUUGGCCAAGUCUGGAUCACGCCUACCUCUUCGGUGUCGCGCAAUCAUGGGUCGUGACGCGAUCGCAGGCACUCUGGAUCCGCAUGGAAAUGGGGAUGGCAAGAGUAAAUUCGACAUUGCACCGCUGAUAGCAGACGCUCUGGGUACCGACGAGGAAAUAGAUCCCUUGCUGCCCUUUGCGGCCUAUGGUCUUGAUUCCUUGGCUGCGACGCGGCUUUCUUCUGCCAUCAAAGCGAACACGGGCGUCCAAGUCUCACAAAUACAAUUACUUGGAGGUCUUUCGAUAGAGGGCCUCGUUGAGAUGCUGGAAAGCUUGCAGGCUGCGAAAACUGCCGCGGCAGGAGCUCCAGACGCGGACGGGGUCGGGCAUGGAGCAAGAGGAGGUGGAGUCACUACCGAAACUCGCGUCAAAGAGCUGCAAGGCGUGGGCUCGAAAUAUCUCAAAGCACUUGUGAAACUUCGAGAUGGGGAAGGAUCUCCAAUCGUCCUCCUCCAUGAUGGAGGCGGAGGUGUUCAACUUUUUCACCGUUUGCCUUUGGACCUCCAAGCGCCUCUUUGGGCAAUACAAGUCACCGAAGAGGUCCCAUACGACGAGGAUUUGCUCGAAGUCGCACGAUACUACAUCUCACUGCUGGAUGCCGAUCAAGAAUUGUCCUUUCACCAAGCGCCAUGGCGCAUCGCUGGCUUCUCCGCCUCUUCAGCAAUCGCGCUCUGCAUGGCCCGAAUUUUGGAAGCACGAGGCUCACCUCUGGGACAACUCGCUUUGAUCGAUAAUUCGCCGACGCUGCUUGCGUGUCCUCAUCUCGUCAUGUCGACAACGCAGGCAAGCAUGAAACGAGAGGAACAUGUUGUUCGUGCCCUCGAAACCGUGGCGAGGUGCAGCGAGCUCGACCCCGGUGCGGACGGCAGCGGCAAAAAGUUUGCCUCUGCCCUCUGGACGCUAGCAGCGCGCCGUCGACAACAGUGGACAUCUCCUGCGACGACGCCGACCUCGCAAACCCCUUCCGUUGCCCCUGCCAGCGUGAACAUCGAUCUAAAGGAUGACGCGUUUCUAAACACCUUUUGCCAGCGACUCGCUCAAAGUUCGGAAAUGGUGUACAAGGCCGCGGCGCGCUUUGCUACAAAUAGGGAUGCCUCCCCAGCCCUUCAUCAAGCAGUCGACGACAAGCCGAUCGACUUUGCCCCCUUGUUCAAGUGGCUGGGCCAGAUCAGUACACCGGUCGUGCUGUUUGUGGCGGAAAGAGGUCUGCUUCGAGGCCAGGGACCAACAUUUGACCCGUUCGAGCAGGAGUAUGCAGACUUUGGCAUCAGCAAGCAUCUCGGCCUCUCUCCACACAUCGUCUACAUAGAAGGCACGGGCCACUACGACAUUCUCUCCUCUUCAAAGCUUGCGCUGGAGCUCUCGAACGGUGCCAUCGCUCCGGGCGCAUAG
Messenger RNA from Ceraceosorus bombacis, 8663 nucleotides. The record is from the annotation of a GenBank genome assembly. NCBI's taxonomy places the organism in Eukaryota, Fungi, Basidiomycota, Exobasidiomycetes, Ceraceosorales, Ceraceosoraceae.